GAUAGAAAGUGUUUAAAAAAGAAAGAAAGAAAGAGAAUAAAACGACGUGAAAAACUUUUUUCCCCCAGCGCUUUGUUGGGGUCAGUAACCUGUGAGGGAACAGGCAUAACUGGGGAAAAAGUGCUAUACUGUUAUUUAUCGACCGAACAACGUUCAAAUAUUUUUGGGCAUUUAUUUUUCACCAAAGUGGACCAAAUGCAACAUCUCUGUUCACUUCUUAAGGACUACCAGAAACUACCAGUACCUCUGCUUUCAAAGGAGACAGAGGAGUUGGUGCCAUAAGAAAUCAAGGGAUUGAAGAAGGAAGACAGGACAAGGAGACCAUCUUCUAUAGUUGCCUUCUCCCUCCUAUUCUACACAGAUGAAUGCUGAAAAAGUCGUAAAAGAGGGGAAGAUGGGGAACCGGGGGAUCUCGCUCACCUGUGUAGUAACCCCUUGCCGGCUGAUGUGGGUGUGUGUGGUGCUGAUGACUUUGGGAGCCAUUGGCGCAGCAGUCUGGGCCAUAGUUACGUAUUGCUCUGUGGAGGAAGACGCAGGAUACUACGAUGUCCAAGUAAAUUCUGCUGACCAACAUCUCAGAGUCUUCGACUCCACUCAGAAGAGGUGGCGUCAGGUCUGUUCCUCCUCAGCCAAUGAGCUGCUGGCUAUUGUCAGCUGCGAGGAAGUUGGCUUUGUCAGCGUGGUGAAUUACUCCAUCACGUCUGUGCAAGACGUCGGCGGUGACGGUGGAGACUUCUUCUGUGUCAGCACUGAAAAGCUGACCUACGGCAAGAAAAUCAAAGACUCUUUGUUCCCAUGCGACUGUGAGAGCAAGGAGGUUCUCACAUUGUUGUGCCAAGACUGCGGCAGGCGCAAUUUUGCAGAAGACCGUAUAGUUGGUGGCGUGGAUGCGAGGCAGGGCAUCUGGCCAUGGCAGGUCAGCCUGCAGUAUGAUGGAGUUCAUCAGUGUGGAGGUUCCAUCAUUUCAGACCGCUGGGUUGUCUCUGCAGCUCACUGCUUCCCCAAGCGUAAUGGCUUUGUUAGUCACUGGCGUGUGUUGAUGGGCUCCAUCUACAACAAACCAGCCAAUGCCAAUGUGGCGGAAGUGAAAACUAUCGUUUACCACAGCAGCUACCUGCCCUUUGUGGACGACAACGUUGACGACAACAGCAGGGACAUUGCUGUACUGGCCCUCGCCAAGCCCAUCAUCUUCACUGAAUACAUCCAACCCAUUUGCCUGCCAGCGUACGGCCAGAGACUGAUAGACGGGCAGAUGGGCACAGUGAUAGGCUGGGGGAGCUUAGGAUACUCUGGUCAUCAAACAUAUGUUCUACAAGAAGCGAACGUCCCCAUCAUCAGUGAUGCGAUGUGUAAUGCGCCCGAUUACUAUGACAACCAGAUCACUGCCAGUAUGUUCUGCGCUGGCUUUGAGAAGGGAGGUGUGGAUGCCUGCCAGGGAGACAGCGGCGGCCCCUUUAUGGCAGAGGACCGCUUGUCCAAAACCAGCCGAUACCGUUUGCUGGGGGUGGUGAGCUGGGGAAAAGAAUGUGCCACGCCCAAGAGGCCUGGUGUGUACACCAGGGUGUCCCGAUUUCUGCCCUGGUUGUCGACUGCCAUGAGGAACUAUAACAACUCACCAGGGAUUCACAAAAUGGCACGGACAUGACUUUUGCACCCGUGUUUCUCCACCUGUUUCCCUCACUAAAGAG
This is a messenger RNA of Phycodurus eques (leafy seadragon), 1688 nucleotides long. RefSeq names its product hepsin (gene hpn). Gene Ontology annotation, cellular component: membrane. Gene Ontology annotation, molecular function: serine-type exopeptidase activity; serine-type endopeptidase activity. Lineage: Eukaryota; Metazoa; Chordata; Actinopteri; Syngnathiformes; Syngnathidae. Gene Ontology annotation, biological process: proteolysis. The transcript has 13 exons. Bases 362 to 1645 code for a protein of 427 amino acids. The record is from RefSeq and is a predicted model, not a curated record.